UUCUGUCGUAAAAUGUUGCAUCGAAUGACAUAGCAAUACACAUAAUCAACAAUAUUACAACAAUUUAUUAAAAGAAAUGCGUUUGAUAUUCAGUUUAAAUAAAACGAAUAUCAAUGUAUUAUUGCGCCCGUGAACGCUCCGAAUGUUGUGUAUUGAACGGUAGGAAGCUGUGUGUGACUGUAUUAAUAGAAGAAAUUGUUCAAUGAAAAAGUCUUGUUAUACUCUGGAUUAUUUAAUUUUAAGACGUAAUUUUGGAUUUUGUAAUACGUUCAUCUGAUAUAAGAGGUAGAUCAGAAACUGGAGGAACACAUUAUUUUUUGUGACCUGAUAUUCCAAUAAGAACAAGCCUAAAAUUAUGGAAUACCAAGUUGACAGUUGCGUGUUCCAAUCAUCUAUGUCUUGCAAGAUGAAACUUUAUCUUGAAAUUCUUGACAAAGUUUUGAUUUGUCAGUUGGUUUUAUUGAAGUGUUGAUACAGAGGAGUAUUUGUUUUCUAAAUUAUGAGUAAGAAUUCAUCAGUAAAUGGGGAUGUGCAUGCUGACAAAAAAGAGGAGAGGGAUGAAUCGCCUAAAAAUAAGGCAGGCAAAACCAAGCAGAUGAGACAGAAAACAUCUGUGAUGGGUCAACGACUUGGAAAUAAACCACAUGGUCGCGGUGACCGUCAGUCGCCGGAAAGGGGCGGAUUGUCACGGACUAUUUCAGGACCCUCAAGGUUUCAGAUCAGGAGUAUUCUUUCAACUCGAGAGAAGGGAAAGAGUUCAGAAAGUUUAACAGAUGCUAAGGAAAAAAGGAAAGUUCAUGUAAAUACGGGUGGUCUGCGGAGUAGGAAAGAGUCUUCUAAUGAUCGUGCUGGAGAGAUAAAUAAACGAAUAAGGACCUUUAGUCUUCCUUCUGGUCAUAUGGAUGGAGAAUCUGACAGUGACCAGCCAGAGAAGCCUGCACCAGAAAUUCCAAUAGUAAAGCAUAAUAGUAAAGAGAGGACUAGUAAUCAAUUAGGUUUAGGUACAAGUUCAAAUUUAGGUGAUAGACAUGAUUCGAAAUCUAAAAUUGCUCAAGCACAGAAAGGGAGUGAACAAGUUAGUGCAAAUAGUGAUAGAAGUCUACAGAAGAUGGAGUUGGAUGAGAAAAAUAGAUCGGUCUCUAAUAAAAGUAAACCAAAGCUUAAAAAAUCAGUAACUAUUGAUGAAACAACCACUGUUGUUGAAAUUGGAAAAGAUUCUAAAAUCCUUGGAACAACAGAGGUUCCACUUCCUGAUACCGAAUUAGAACAAGCAACAAAUGAUAUGGGUGUUGAGAAAGUGGUUAAAACAAUAUCUGAUUCGGGCAUUGGCUCAAAUCUUGAUGGGAAAAAUGUAAAAGAUGAAUCAUCGAAAAGUGACAAUGAAAAAGAUCAAGAUGCCACCUUAGAGAAGAAAGAGAAAGAAGCAGAUGACGAAAAGAAAGAGAAUGCAGAAAAGAAAAAUGAAGCUGAAGAGAAAGCUGUUGCACAGUCUGAAAAUGGACGUUUCUUCAAGUUUGACAUUGAAAUUGGACGAGGGUCAUUCAAGACUGUUUACAAAGGCUUGGAUACCGACACUGGAGUGGCAGUUGCAUGGUGUGAACUACAGGAGAAAUUGGAAUUUUCAUCUGACAAAAAAUGGAACAAAAGCGAGCGGCAGCGUUUCAGAGAAGAAGCCGAAAUGUUGAAGGAAUUGCAACACCCAAACAUUGUGCGGUUCUACGACUCCUUCGAGCAGCUGAACGCGAGGAGUCGCAAGGUCAUCAUCCUCGUUACAGAGCUGAUGACAUCUGGAACCCUUAAAACGUACAUCAAGCGGUUCAAGAAGAUCAACAUGAAGGUGCUGAAGAACUGGUGUCGUCAGAUCUUGAAGGGUCUCCAGUAUUUGCACACGCGGACACCCCCUGUAAUCCAUCGCGAUCUCAAGUGUGAUAACAUCUUUAUCACUGGAACUACGGGCUCAGUAAAGAUUGGUGACCUGGGGCUGGCUACGCUGAAGAACAAAUCGUUUGCGAAAAGCGUUAUCGGUACACCAGAGUUUAUGGCUCCGGAAAUGUACGAAGAACAUUAUGACGAAUCUGUCGACGUGUACGCAUUUGGCAUGUGUAUGCUAGAAAUGGCCACGUCGGAAUACCCAUACAAGGAGUGCACUAACGCCGCACAAAUCUAUAAAAAAGUGACAAGCGGCGUUCUUCCAGAGGCCUUCGCCAAGGUGGAGAACCAAGACAUAAAAGAGAUAAUCGAAGGCUGUAUACGCAAUAAAAAAGGCCAAAGGUACAGCGUACGCGAACUGCUGCAGAACGACUUCUUCCUUGAGGACACAGGGCUACGUGUGGAACUUGCCGGACAAGACGAGGACGAACAGAAAAAUAACGUCAUACAACUCCGACUGCGUGUCGUUGACCCCAAGUUAAGAAAAGACAGCAGAAAGCGGAAAGACAAGCAUAAAGAGAAUGAAGCCAUCCAGUUUGACUUUGAUAUGGACAAUGAUGUUCCUGAAAAUGUUGCCCAAGAGAUGGUGAAGUCUGGUUUUCUUCAAGAGGAAGAUGUGCGUAUAGUUAGCAAACAGAUCAAGGACAGAAUUAGCCAGUUCUACCAUCAGGUGAAGAGGGAGAAAGAGCGCAAGGCUGAUGAGAAGAAAUUGGAGGAGGAGAGUGUGGCAGCCAGCUCCAGUGCGAGUGACUCCCAGCAAGGUAUUCUGGCCCCAGCCCCAUCACAGGAUGCUUCAAGAGACUCUGGGACACAGUCUAGCGUUCAGCAGACACAGUCACAGGCCAGUCAGCAAUACCAAGGUCAGGUUGGUCAGGGCGGGAUGGUUUACCAGAACCAGACUGGAGGCUACCAGCAAGUCUACCCCUCCCAGCCAGGUCAACAGGGUUCCUUCCAACCCCAGCAGGCUGCAGGGUAUCCGAACCAAUCAUCUGGUCAGCCCCACCAGUCCUAUUCUACUCAACAGGUUAAUGGCUAUCCUAGCCAGUCAUCUGGUCAACCCCACCAGUCCUUUUCUACUCAACAGGCUACAGGAUAUCCAAAUCAGUCAUCUGGCCAGCCCCAACAGUCAUAUUCUACCCAACAGGCUUCAGGCUAUCCUAAUCAACCCUCAGUCCAACCCCAACAGUCAUAUUCUACUCAACAGGCUACUGGCUACCCGAAUCAAUCAUCUGGUCAACCUCACCAGUCCUAUUCCAAUCAACAGGCAGCAGGCUAUCCAAACCAAGGCUCAGCUCAGCCCCAACAAUCAUACCAGAAUCAGCAGGGGCAGAACUAUCCCCAAAUGAUUCAACAGCAAUCACAAUAUGGACAGACAGGUACAUCCUCUCAACAACAGCCACCACCCCAACAGUCUCAAAGCUACCAACAACAACAACAACAUGCUGAUAUGCAAAGCGGAAGUAUUCAGCAGAUAGGAUACACCCAGGGUGGACAGCAGCCCCUGCAGGACGAUUCUAAGAUGCAGCAACAGCAUAGGAUGUCUGUGGAUGAUGGGAAGCCUGAAGGCCAGCCUACAAAAAGUGACCAGCAAACGGUUGGAACUGCCAGUCAGAUGACAGAUCAGCAGCAACAGAAUGCCGCCAGACAGCCUGAACCCAAGUCGUCCCCGAGCAAAUCUAAAAACAAGCAGAUAAGUCGGAGUGCCUCGACUCAAAGCAGGCUCCAUAAGAAGGCGGCAGGGCUGGGCCAUCUUGAUAUCUCCAGCGCCCAGCAAUUACAGCCGGGCCACUCCCUCUCUUCCACACCCUCUGGAGGGGCCGGGUCAGACUCUGCAGGUCCUGGGCUGGUAAACAGCCAGUCUCUCACCCAGCUGGAUGAUGUUCAGUCCAAUCGGGAGAGUGAAAGCGAGAGCACAGUCACCAAGGGUGAAGAGCGGAAACGCAAGCCAAGGGGUAAACGGCGCAAGACAGUGGACAAAUUCCCAUGUCUUACUAUCCUGUCCUAUGAGGGUGACGAGGUGGAAUGUCUGCUAGAACUACCGAAUAGAAAUGCUGUCACCUUCAAGUUUGCGAUUGAGAUCGAUAAGCCGGAGGAGAUUGCUGAAAGUCUGGUGCAGGAGGACUUGCUACUUGAGUACCAAGCCAGCUUUGUGAUUAGCCUGCUACAGAAGGCCAUAUCAAUGGUGAAUGAAGACCCAGUCACCUCAAAGAACGUUAUGCUGUUCAUAACAGACACGCCCACUUCUAGCCCAACCCAGCACAGAAAGGAAUUUAAGAUCCCAGAGAGCAAGGACCCUGCAAAGGAGAUGGCUAAGAAGCUUCAAUAUGAUAGUGAUGCCUCUGAAAAAGCUGCUGAAGAGAAGAUUCAAGAAGAAAGACUCCGUCCAAAGAUCUCCAUGAAAACCCGCCAUCCUAGUGGGGAAUGUGAAGACAAAGAAUCCACGAGAGUCAUUGAAAGCAAACGGAGAAGUUUCUACGUUUCCAAAGUAGUUGAAAGCAUUGCUAUAACCGAUAAGAUUCAAGAAGAUGUAGAAACAGAAGAAACUUCGGCUACACAGCUUGCUGUUGGGGCGACAGAGGGUCAUGAAGUGCAGCAGUCCCAAGACACACAGCAUACCUCCGUACAUCCCCCUCCAAGCAGUAUGUCUCACUCUCAGCAUUUUCAGUCAGAUGGUGAAUUCUCUGCGGUGUCUGAUUCUGAAAAGAGCACAAAGUCAAUCGGGAAAGGGACAGUUCCUGUGAAUAUUGGAGACCUGCAAGAAAAACUUGUGCAGUUGACAGGUGCCGGGUCUGUUUCUCAGUAUCCUCUUGAGAGUCAUAGUCCGGUUCCUUCUGAUGAUGGGGGUUCGACAAUUUCCCACAUAUCCCAAGGGCACUCUACCCUGUCUCAUCAGCAAUCUUCGCAUCAGAACAGUGUUGAUAAGCCAACUCAUCCGAGUGAAAGUACAACCUCCUUGCAGUCAAUGUCUGAGAGGUCGCAGGCUGGGAGCCAUGCCUCACACCAGCAACAGUCAGUACAUCAGACAGGAGGUGGCAGUCAACAGUCUGGCAAGAUGCCCCAGCAGAACACUGUCCCCCAACAACAGAGCUCUUCUGCGGUACUGCCACAGCCGAGUCAUCAGUCUCAAACGUCAACAACACAACAGCAACAAUCGCAACAGCAUUUACAGCAACAGCAAGCCCCUGUUACGCAGCCCUCAGAGAUGGGUAACAUGCAACAACAAGGGAUGUAUAACCAACAGAUGCCUGGGAUGCCAUACUUUCAAAUGAUGCCUCAGAUGUUUAAUUAUCCACAUCAGCAUCAACAGCAUCAGCAACAGCCUAUGAUGCCAUUUCAUCAAGAUCAGGUGCAAUAUAUGAACAUGCCUGUUCCUUAUAUCAUGACAUACGUACAAGGACAGAAUCAAAUGCAACCAAUGUUUAUGGUUAUGCCAAAUCAGAUGCCAUUUUUUGGAGCCUCGCAAAAUGUACAUCAACAGCAAAUGCAGUCCGAAACAAACACAGAGCAAGCACAAACUUCGCCACCAAGCACUCCACCUCAAGCCAGAAAACAGCCCAGUACUGAUAUUCCAUGUGACGCUGGUGGCGGUUCUGAUGCUCAGUCUCCAGCUCCAAUUAGGGAAAAUUACAGUUUAAAUAGUCUUGAACAAGAGUUGAUUAAGAAACUCCACGGAAGACCUAGGAAAGAUAUUCCACUGGCAGCUGUGGGGGCAAGUGGGUUUGGUUUGAAUGAUAGCUUCUCUACGACAACAUCAGAACAUGGUGGUACAAGGCUGCAUGAAGAUAAACCACAGUGGACUCAGUCUAUGGAAAGCUUAGCCAGUAUGCAUAGUGAACCAGCUGACUUAAACGAAACUCUGAAAAAAGUAGAUGAAGAAGGUGAACAACAGCAUUAUAAGACUGUAGGUUCAACUCCAAGUACACAAAGCCCAAUGAAAACUUCUACACCUGAUAAAAAUGUGGCGAAAAAGCUGAGAUUUCAAGUGAGUCGAGUUGAAGAUGAUCCUUUGAAAUUGAAUGAUAUGGAAAGUGGGAAAGAUGAUGUUGAUGCUAGUUUAAGUAAACUGGAUGAUGAUGGUGAGACUGUUGGACAAAUUGUUGAGGAGACCGAAAAGCCAAAAAGUGUUCAUGAUUCUGAUAAUAUUCCUAAAAAGAAACCUAAUCGGUUUGGUAGAUUUUCUGUGAUGAAAGUUAAUGAUGAUAAAGUCAAUAAUAGUGGGAAAGAAGAUGUACCAGAAGAAAAUGUAUCAGAAACAUUGCCAGUAGAAAUUGUUAAUGACAAUGCAUUAGAUAGACCUUUGCCUGUGAUAAACGUUAACAAUCCAGCAUUGUCAGAAGAUGAUGCAAGGGGUUUGAAAAUUGGAAUUGGUGAAUUUGAAAACAAGGAAAGCAGAAGAAAGGAUGAGGAUAAUCUGGAUGAUACGCAAGAUCAAGAAAAGAAAAUAUCAGUAAGUAACUUGCAACUGCAUGAUUUACCUUACCGUAAGAAAAGUAUGUCAUUCUUUGAGGGAAACGAGUCUCCCAUGAUUUCCAGCAACACCUGUAGCAGUUUUUAUAACACCCACAUGGAUAGGUACAAAAUUGCUAGUAGACGUAGAACUAAGUCUCUAGGUUCUAUAUCCCCGUGGGCGAGAUCCUUUGGUUCCAUGGGCAGUAGGCAAUCUUCAUUCGGGACCCAGACCCACCAGCACACGCAGUAUGGCGACGGUGAAACUCCCUCUCCCUCCCCUUCCCCCAUACACGACGAUAGGGGAUUCCCCGAUAGUAUAUUUGACAUAAUGUCAGUUGUUGGUGAGUCCUCGAUCUCAUCUGAUGAAUUGGAGAGUAAAGUUUGGCAAGAGGAUGGACAGGAAUCCGGAAUUGAUUCAGAACCACGGCCGGUCAGUAGGAUGAGGCCGGCUCGCCCGUUGCUUGUUAGACAGUGUAGGAAGGACAGUGACAGUCAACAGCAGGAGUUGUUGAAGCUUUCACAGGAUCUAGAAUAUCAACAGUUGAUUAUAAGACAAUCUCAAGAAAGAGAAGCUCUUCAGAAGAAGCAUCAAGUUGAGAUUGAAGAAUUCAUAAAGUUGAAGGGCUAUUCCUUACCAGCUUCACCGCUACUUUCCACAGCCAGCGGGAGUCUAACAACGCCGAUACUUAGUCCGCUAAGCAUCAGUAACAUACCAAAUCCUCCACCUCUGCCAGCAUCCCUGAUGUCUGUGCACUUACGCGCUGGUGAGAACUAUCCAGUUUUCUCUGUAGCGCAACCAAGACCUGGCAGUAAGGGAAGUGCUGGGUCGUUUAAUGAGGAACUGUUUCAAUGUUGGCAAAAUUUUACUACUAAACAGUAUGGAGGUAGAAGCGCUGGUGAAAACAUGCAUGAACAAGUGAGUCGAAAUUCAGUGGUGGUUUCUAGCGAACCGUUCGAUCCAAUAAACAGUCCAAGGGUAUUGUUCACAUCUGCGGGAGACAGUGGAAGAAUUUCUGAUGUCGAUUGUCAAGAUUCGAUUGCUCAAACUAGUGGCCAGUCUACAAAUGUUAUUCCUAGUUCACAGUUUCUCGUGUCGGGUAACCACCUGUAUAAUUACUAUCCUGGAAAUGCUUUGCCUACUUUCGCUACUUUGCCUUCCCCUUUCGCGCCUCAACAGAGCGUAGGAGCCGGACUUCUACCUAUGACUUCGCAUGAGACAGUUUUACCCGUAACAACUUCUGCAUCUUCUGGUUUGACUGUAGAAACCAGCUCCGUGAGAACUGUUCCCUCGACGAAACCACAGUCAUGAAAAAAUGGUGAUUUGGACGGGAAAAUUGAUUUUCUGACUUCAGUGGUGAAUGUCUUGCGGUUUUGUUCCAAAGUGAAGCUAAGUUUGAAGAUAAUACUACUUGUCUUUCAUUAUUGCCUAGCAAUUUCAACUAAUUCAUAUUUUCGAAGAUGUUAGCUAUAGAACAAAACAAUGCAAGAGGAAUUGAAAUGAUUAAGAUGUGAUUACAUAUGGAAAGAGAUUAUUUGUGUAUGACUUUGUUAAGUAUUAGGUGUACCAGUGCGAGAGAUUGGAAGUUCAGGUUAUAAUUAUCAUAGCAUGCUUGAAUGGUGUAAGGGUUAAUCAUGAGUGUGGUGAUAGGAAAAAUAUCCGCAUUUUGUCUCGGAAAUAUAACACAGUGCCAUUAUGAAAUUCAAUGCCUUCAUUUCAUUAGAUGUGAAACUAUGAUUUCGGUCUACAAACUUUGUAUAUUUGUAACAGCAUUUAGAUUGCAAUUUGUAUAAAUUUUAAAUUGACUAUUUCAUUUUGCAAUUCAUAAGUCCGACAAAGGAUGCGAAUUGUCAGCGGAUUAUUUUUUAACUGUUUAAAAAAAUUAACUGGUUGCUUUUGGUGGUUUCUUUAUUUUUUGUUAUUAUUCACUCUAGAGAUUCUUUCAAAUUUGAAAUAAGGAGAGCCCUCAAAAGGGCUUCUAAAAAGUCAGUUUAGCUCCUGGGGCAGGGUGCUUCACCUCCUUAACCCCCAUUGAGGGCCUAAAGUGCUGCCCAAACACAUCAAAAAGGUAACAGCCCUUUGACUACCAGGGCAAUCAAAUCCCUUAGUCUUUUAUUCAUGCUUUUUCGCUACAAACUGUAUUUAUUUUGUUCAGAAGAAAAUGAAAGCAUCAUUAUGAAAGCAGAAACAUUGUACAUGAUGUAAAUGAUUAGUAUGUUUAAAAAGUUGUUAAGGUUUUGAUUUAAUAUUUAGUAAGCAAAGUUUUGCUUUACUGCUGCCCGAGAUUGUUUCGCUAGCUGUGAUAAUAGUAAUUGAUGUAACAUAUAUGAUUACCUUCAUGUAUAGAUUUUUGCGUAAAAAAAUGAUAGGAUUUUUCAUACUUGGAUAAAUUUUCUCAUUUAAUGUCAAAGAUUAAGAGGAGAAGAUUAAAAUAGAUGUCGAGUAUUUUUUUUUUUUUACUUUACCAUAAAAUGGGCUGUAAAUUAUUUUGGGGUAGUGGAUUCAUUAUAUUAUUGGACAAAUAUCCAUGAACAAUCAUUACUUUAUACAUGUAUACAUUGUGCUUUACUUAUGACAUACUUAUUUCUUCAAAUAAGUGUUUCGGCUUCGUGCAAUUUAUGAAAACAAAUGUCAGGAUUUAUAGCUUUAUAUUGAAAAACUUGCAGCAAUAUUGUAUGUUGGUUUACAAUUGAACGUUUUGGGUAGUAGAUUACAUUUAUUUCCUGCUUUUUAGUGGUUUAUUUAAAAAGUAAAGGUGAUAAAACUUUCUGGAAAGCUUAACUUCGCUGUGAAAAAGCAAUGUUUACACAAACAAUGCUGGAAAGAAAAAUAAAUGACCUCAUUUCUGCUUUUACAUCAUUUGGCUUAAAUAUUCACAAUUUCCCUAUAAUUAUGAAUUAUUUAUUAUUUUUCGUGAAUUUUAAGCAUGAAAUAAUAUAUUUCAACUUGUUCACACCAAAGUCACUCAUGAAACAUAACACUAUAUGUUAAGAAACAUAAAAAGGCCAAAAUUAAUGUCAUGUUUGUCAGGCACAGCUUUCUUUUAACCUGAUGGAGGUCAGCGUCAAUAUUCACUAACUUCUUGGGUCGGAAGUUUCAGAAUCAGACUAAAAAAAAAUGUAUUUUUUAAAUGUUUCAAACGAUCUAAAAUAUGACUAAUUUUGACCAGAGUUGAUUGCCUGAUUGUAGAGCAAAUUAUGUGUAAUACAUGCAUCAAUUUUUACUAUCUUUGCUCCUUUAAUAGCAUUUACAACAUAAUUAAAAUUGAGCUUGACUGAGUCUGGGUCUUAAAUUCAGGCUCAGGAUGUUGGUGAAAAUCGGUCCAGAAUUUCAUUGUUUUUUUUUUUACUAACAUAUUUUUUAUAUCUAAAUUAAUUAUGUCUAAGUAGACAAUUUAAAAACAAGCAUUGGUUGAAUAAAAUAAGAUAUAAAAAUUAUUGUUAAAAAAAUCAAUGUGGCAGUGUCUGAGAAACUUAACAUUUUAUAUUUGGCCUAUUGCUGACUUAAGUAUAUGUGCAUUGAUUAUUCAUUGAUUAUAUAAACAGCAUGAUGAAAUGUGUUUCUGUAUAUUUGUGGACAACAUAUGUAUGUUUAUUUAGCAAUAAUGAUCAGUGGAGCGGUCAUUUUUAUGUUUUGACAAAAAGUGCUAAGGACAUAGUAUUGUUUAUAGAGUUUUAUUUCUUUUUUUAAUUUAUUUUGAAUUGUUGACAGUAUUUUGAUUGAAGGAAAGCUGUAUAAUAAUGUUUCUGAACUAAAGAUGAGAAAAGACA
Molecule: messenger RNA, 10146 nt
Organism: Mya arenaria
Lineage: Eukaryota; Metazoa; Mollusca; Bivalvia; Myida; Myidae
Product: serine/threonine-protein kinase WNK1-like
Exons: 22
Coding region: 500-7687 (2395 amino acids)
Biological process (GO): protein phosphorylation; positive regulation of sodium ion transmembrane transporter activity; intracellular signal transduction
Cellular component (GO): cytoplasm
Molecular function (GO): ATP binding; chloride channel inhibitor activity; protein serine/threonine kinase activity
Source: RefSeq, a predicted model, not a curated record